Scleropages formosus (Asian bonytongue) is the source of this 3483-nucleotide messenger RNA. It is a transcript of the gene cdh26.1, whose product is annotated as cadherin 26, tandem duplicate 1. Gene Ontology annotation, molecular function: cadherin binding; beta-catenin binding; calcium ion binding. The transcript has 18 exons. The record is from RefSeq and is a predicted model, not a curated record. Bases 157 to 2634 code for a protein of 825 amino acids. Lineage: Eukaryota; Metazoa; Chordata; Actinopteri; Osteoglossiformes; Osteoglossidae. Gene Ontology annotation, biological process: multicellular organism development; calcium-dependent cell-cell adhesion; cell-cell junction assembly. Gene Ontology annotation, cellular component: catenin complex; plasma membrane; adherens junction.
CUAACAGUUUCCACCAGGGUGUCGACUGGAGGUGUCACACAGAGGCUGGCACAGUUGGUGGAGUCACCUCUGGGCUUCAUCUCGAUCCUCUGUGCGCUCUGCAAGCGAGCUCUUUAUCUGCUGAGCAAACGGCCGUGUGUCUCCUGACCUUUCGACAUGUGGAGCGGCUCCAUCGUCCUCCUUCUUCUCGUUCUGGCUGCGGAGCCUGAUUUUGCCCAUGAGCGGGAGAAGAGGGAAUUGCUGAGGCGAGCAAAAAGGAGAUGGGUUCUAUCAACCAUUGAGUUGACAGAGGAGGAUAAAGGUCCAUUUCCAAAAAUGGCCACGAAACUUUUCAAUGACAAAGAGAUUGACUACAGACUCAAAUACUUCAUCAGUGGACAGGGAGUGUCGAAAGAUCCAAAGGGGGUGUUCAGCAUAGAUGAUGAAACUGGCAUGGUCUAUGUGCAUAAACCCAUUGAUCGGGAGAAAAACCCCACAUUUCAUAUUGAGUUUGAUGUUGUGGACCGGGCAACCAACACAAUAGUGGACAAAACUCUUGCAUUUGAUGUAGCUGUACAAGACAUCAAUGAUAACCCACCAAAGUUUGACAAACCUGUCAUUGAUGUGAAUGUCAAAGAGACAACAAAGGAAGGUGAUUUGCCCAUCAGUUUGUCAGCAACUGAUAUUGAUGAUCCAGCCACACAGAACUCGAAGUACACAAUGAAAAUUUUGUCCCAGGAACCAGCGUUGCCCAAGAUUGACAUUAAACUUGUGGAAAACACAAACCUGAGACAGCUGACUUUUAAAGGCUGCUUCAACUCUGAUCAAGAAAAGAAAUAUAAAGUCCUUGUUGAAGUAAAAGACAUGGGGUCCCCUUCGCUCUCAUCGACUGCAACAGUCAACAUAAAUAUUGUGGAUGGCAACAAUCAUGCACCAGUGUUUACCAGUAAAGAGUAUAAGGCCGAAGUAAUGGAGCUGGCUGUCAACCAGGAAAUUCUCAGGCUGAAAGUGGAAGACAAAGACCUACCCAAUACACCCGCGUCCCGGGCGAAAUUUAAAAUUGUGGAGGGCAAUGAUGAUGGUCACUACAAGAUUGAAACAGAUCCAAAGACCAAUGAGGGUGUCCUCACUGUCCUUAAGGCAAAAAACUACGAGAAGACGACUGUGGAGAACCUGCGGAUUGAGGUGGAAAAUGAGGAACCUCUGUUUGUCUGUGCAUCAGGGACUCCAGGUGGAGGGAAAGAAGUCCAAGCCCCUCAGUCUGUCAGCGUCUUUGUCAGCGUGCUAGACGUUAAUGAUCCACCACAGUUCAAAAAGAAAAUAAAUAAUGUGCACCAAAUGGAGGAGAGUGAACCUGGUAUUGUGCUGUUUACACCAGAGGUCACAGAUGAAGAAGGUGACAGCAUCAGGUAUGAAUUAGCCCAGGAUCCGGCAAAUUGGGUUAAAAUUAAUGAAAAGACUGGCGCAAUAACAACUGUACACAAGAUGGACCGUGAAUCUCCAUAUGUCAACAACAGCAUCUACACCAUCCUGAUCCGUGCCAUUGACAGUGGAAAGCCCCCAGGGACAAGUACGGGGACCGUGUACGUUCACCUUGGAGAUAUCAAUGACAAUUUACCCGUCCUGGUGGACCCCUCUGUGGUGCUGUGUGGGAAUAAAGAGAACAGUGUGGUGGUUAAAGCCAACGAUGCAGAUGCACACCCUUUCAGUAAGCCCUUCUCCUUUUCACUACAAGACCCAGAGCUGCAGAGCCGAUGGAAGUUUGACCCUGACACAGGGGAGAGUGCUACCCUGCACAGCCUGAACACCCUGGCCUAUGGGAACUAUACUGUGCCCUUGGCCGUCAAGGACCAACAGGGCAAGGGUGAGAAGUAUGACCUGAACGUGGUGGUGUGCGACUGCGGCGAGGGCUCAGUGUGUAGACGUCUUGCGUCCCGCUCCUCCAUGCUGGGGUUGGGAGGACUCCUUGCCCUGAUCGCUGCCUUCCUCAUGCUCCUGCUUCUGCUUUUAUUCUGCCUGUUCUGUGAAUGUGGGGAGGAGAAGAACCGCAUACCCAUUACCCUGUACGAUGAGGGAUGUCAGACAUUGAUCAAAUACAAUGAGGAGGGUGGGGGCUCAGUAUACAAGGCCCAACCACCAGUCCUGAUGACUCCUACCAACAGCUUUGUGUUCAAAGAAGACACAAAGAACCCGCCCAUUGCUGGAGCAAAGUUCGCUUCUCAGAUGUCUGCUGCACCCGUCAGCCAGGGUUAUGACACAUGGGGAAGCCAAGGGAAUGGCAUGGGGUCGACCCAUUGGGAAGUUUCCAGUCAGGUGCCUAAUUAUGACACACAGUGGACCAGGACAAUGUCCAGCAAAAAUGGGACAAUGAGACUUGGUAGACAACUCAGCCUUGCUUCCGAGAGGAACGUCUCAGCUCAACUUCAAAGGAGGUUGAGUGCAGUGGAAGAAAGGCAUCUAGAAGUACUGCAGUACAAUCCAACUGAGUAUGCCUUUGAGGGCAAAGGCAGUACCUGCCAGUCUCUGGACCAGUUGUCCUUCAGCAACUAUGGAGACAACCUGGACUUCCUUCAGGACCUGGGCCCCAAGUUCAACACACUGGGAGCCAUGUGCAGCAAAGCAGUGCCAGUGAAACUGAAAGAUCGACCUAUGUGAUUUUGUCUCUUCUGAGCAAAGUCAAAACAUUGAAUUCAAUGAUUUAAAAAAUUUUUGAAAGUCUCGUACUAGUGCUACUGUGGUUACCUGUCAGAACAAGACUAGGGAGCAGGUCUUGAGCCUUGUGUUGUGCUAGAAGAAACAAACACUUUAUGAAGUUAAAGAAGCUGGGGUGAUUAGGCUGUUUCUUCAAUAUAUUUGUUCAUUCCCCACAAGCAAUGACUUACAGAACCAUCACAUUCCCCUGUGCAAGCUAAUGUCCACAUCCUUAGAUUGUCAAACAGAUUUUUGUGCAACAUAAUGCUUUUCACUUUGUCAUUUUCUGAAGUAUGGAAUGGCAGAGACACAGAGAUUAUUGUAUUAUUUUCAUGAAACUGACUCCUCAAAACAGAUGCAGAUGUAAAAUCUUUUCAUUCCAGUCUGUCUAUACAGACCUAUAAAGAGUACUUUCAUGUGCAUUUUUAAACAUAGUAUUAUGCAUAAUUCAGUUGCACAAUGAACCCAUGAAUAAAAAAGAAGUGCUUGCAUCCCUUUCCACUUCUGUCAUUUCAACCCUUUCAAUGUAUUACUGAAGCAGUUUUGAAUGAUACCUUUUCCACCUUCUAGAAUGAGACGCUGUAAUGAUCAAGUCAAAAAUUCAUGUUGUCACACGUUGCCCAUAUCAGUGUUGUUUUUUCAUCUUUUUUACAUUUUGAUGACACACAAUGAAUACAGAAAGUAAGGUUAUGAUACUUCUUACAAAUCAAAUUUGAAAGACAUUUCAGUAUAACACAAUCAGAAAACUGUAUUAUUCUAAUAAGACAAAUAUUUUUAAAAACACAAACAUAAAUUUAAUUCAUCUAAAUUCAA